Thermothielavioides terrestris NRRL 8126 is the source of this 668-nucleotide messenger RNA. RefSeq lists its product as uncharacterized. Gene Ontology annotation, biological process: vacuolar proton-transporting V-type ATPase complex assembly. The coding region runs from base 198 to 554 and encodes 118 amino acids. Gene Ontology annotation, cellular component: endoplasmic reticulum membrane. NCBI's taxonomy places the organism in Eukaryota, Fungi, Ascomycota, Sordariomycetes, Sordariales, Chaetomiaceae. The transcript has 3 exons. The record is from RefSeq and is a predicted model, not a curated record.
GUUGACACGUGCUCUUUCUCAACGACCUGGGCGCACGGGUACAGAUACCUGGACAACUUGAAGCUCAGGUCCUCGGCCAUCGGCAUGAGCGCACGACAGGCCAACAGUUUUCACAUCUGAGGCAACGAAUUGCAUUGUUAUUGAGGGCCCCUUGGGUUCUCUUUGUUGUUGUUUCAGUCACACUCCAGCACAGCACAAUGGCCACCCGCCGGAUCAUCUCGCAGGAGAAGACCCUCCUCGAGAAGGACGACACCAUCGGGGCCAGCCCAGCGGCGAACGAGAAGUCCAACAUCUCGCCGGCCGUGCCGACGUCCGUCAUCAUGAAGCUCCUCGCCUUCACCCUCGGCAUGAUCGUGAUCCCCAUCGGGUCAUACUUUCUCACCGUCAACACUCUCUUCAGGGGCAACUCGACCUACGCGGGCGCCCUCGCAGCCAUCAUGGCCAACGCCGUCCUCAUCGGCUACAUCUUCGUGGCCAUGGCCGAGGACCAGUCGGAGCAGCAACAGCGGAAAGGGGGCAAGACAGGGCCGGGAGAGGGGAAGAAAGAUCGGUGAAAGAUACGGGCUAAGCGAUUCGUUUUACUUUUCUUUGCCAGCCAUCUCUCGCUAGCCAUGGCCGUUGGAGAACAUGAACAUGGGAGUUGCGGAUUGUAUUUCUUGGCGCAUUGA